Molecule: messenger RNA, 15039 nt
Organism: Xyrichtys novacula (pearly razorfish)
Lineage: Eukaryota; Metazoa; Chordata; Actinopteri; Labriformes; Labridae
Source: the annotation of a GenBank genome assembly
AGCCUUAAGGGGUAACUCUACCCUGGAGACAGAGUUACCUCUUAAUUGUCCUUUUUUUACAUUGAUUGUUGCCUAUUUGUAAAUGUUGUGACCUUUGAUUUAUUAUUGGAGCAUCUGUAACUCUGUUUAAUUAGAUCUUUUGAUCUUAACGAUGAAUCAAACUAAUAAAAAAAUCACAGAAAUAUUUAAAGCCGGUGAGUUUUUUUUUUUUUCUUCCACAAAUUGUUUUAUGAGAAUCUCGACAGUAAAUUUUGGUUCGGCAGGUUUGUGAAACUCUAAUUUGGGGCUCUGGAGGUCAGAGCGCUGAAUCUUGUUCGGUGGAUUUAUGGUCUCAUUUGUGUAAAACGAUGAGCUAUAAAUAAGGUAAUUAAAAAAGACUGAGGAGAUCUUUAGGUGGAUGACUGAAGGAGACAUUUUCUCUCUGUGUUAGUGUUUGAUUGACUAAUGAAUCAAAUAUAAUAAUAAACAUGUAAACUGUAAAUACACUGUAAUUCUCAAUAGUUUUGGUCUUAAUUAGGUUUCUUGGUGGGUUACUGAUCACGCGCGACACACAGUGCAGUCGGGUACGCGUGCGUGUACGUGCGUCAACGAGGGAUAAGAGAGGUGAAGCAUCGCAGGAGGUGUCAGGCUCACCAUGCAGGGCUGUCAGCUUCUCCUCAGCGCCUCAGACCCGGAGGACCUCCGCCGCUCAUGUUCCUGCUCAGAGGCUCAGUAAGCGGACCAUGCGGCUCUUCAGCGUCUCCACUCUGCUCCUCUUCUUCUCCAGCUCAGGUACGGACACACAGCCUUCACGUCUUAACACUGCACGGGGAUUAAAAAAAGAAAAACAAGUCUUUAUUGGCCGCUUGAGCGAAAAACUUCCAGAGCAGCGUGUUUUUGGCUGUGAGGGUGUGAUACGCAGCGCGCAAAGCUUGGAGAGUCCGCGUUAACCAGCCGCCGUCUCACUUCAGAGAUAAGUUUUUAUCGCUUAUUUUACUCGAGCAAUGAUAAAGGAAACGCAACAUGUGGAUCUUCGUGUAUCAGAUCUUUAAUGGGGCUCUUUUGACAUUCAGAAAGCUGGUUUUGGCUCUGCGCUUUGGUGCGUCUUAAACGAUCCAGGUAGGUCCUCAUAAAGACAGCUGAUCCACGAGACUGAGCGCAGUCUGACUCUGGAUCGUGACAUUUUCCUCUGAUAAUGACCCUUUUUGUCCCGUGUAGUAGUCUGCAGUGAUCUGUGACUGUGUAGAGAGGCGGUUUGACAUGUUCUGGUAACACUGGCAUCUUCUUUAUCGGUCUUGUUCUGCGGAGAUGGACGAUUUCUCGAUCGGCGCCACUAAAAUGCUGCAUUUGAACGAAAACGGAGGAGUAUAUCUUACCACCUAAUGAAAGUAAAUUGUUGUAUGGUUGAAUAAACAAACAAAUAGCCAUGUUUAAGAGACACUUGAGCAAAUCCUGGUGUUAAAUUUCUCUCUUGAAUAAAUUUCCAUAACUUCCUCCCACUUACCAAGCCUGGAAACUCAAAUGAAGUGUUAUUGUCUGCUGUUAUCUGCUUUUCUGUACAUUUAGUAGAUUCUCACUGACUGCGUAAUCUCGUUCUUUCAGGGGACAACAGCCCGUUUAAGUCUGUAACAGAUUCUGCUUCUAAUUUGCACUGAUAUGAAACAUAUGACGCACAGUUUACGCACAGUUUUCUCUGCAUCAGGUUACCGGUUCACCAGGAUUUAUGUGACUUGUUUAUGUCUAUCUGGUAAGUGUUUUCAUGUUUAAAACCAGCUCAACAAAAGCUGUUUGAGGUUCUGUGCAAACACUAAACUCUGAGUCUAAAUGCUAAUCCGAAUCCACUUAAUCUGAUCACGUAUCAAUAAAUGUUUCCAGCAGGCUGACUGCAAGAUCCUGUUUGCAAAUUUGGAGAAACCAGCAACAGUUUGAGGUAGACCGAUUAUCAGCCUCGGCCAAAUAGCGAGGUCAAUAUUCAGCGUUUAGCUGAUUAUAUGGACCGAUGUUUUAUUUUGCAGACAGCUGAUAAAUGAAUUCAUUAAAAAUGCUCUUUGGCUUCUGCUGCAGGUGGUUUUCACUCUCCUCUCUGCCUCACCUAAAGCCCCGCCCCCAUUAUCUGAUUGGCUAGACGUCAAUACUUUAAGUGUAUCUGGUUAACUGUUUACUCCUGUUUAAGAUUUUUAAAGUUUCACUUUUAAAUGAACUUUUGCUUUGCUGUCCUGAAAUGUGACACGUGUUUAUGUUGCGUGUACAAGAUAUUCAUAUUGUGCAUGCAAGACUAGGCUAUAGCUUGUGCACACAUUAUAAUGAUCUUGUACUUUCAGCUUGUUUGCACAUGAGCAUGUCAAAUAUUUACAGUAAAUGAUGAAUUUGACUUCUGAAAGUUUGCAGAGUGAGCGAAUUUCAUAAAACGCCAAAAUCGGCACAAACUAAGACUACGUUCACACUGCAGGUUAUGAUGCACGAUUCAGAUUUUUUGUUUUUUUGUCAACAACGAAUACAGCAUCUAAUGUGAAUGGAAUGCGUCCGUGAAGUGACCCACAUGCGCACAAAGCGCCUGUUUGUGUUGUCGAACAAUGGUGACGUUUGUCACAUAUUGAUGAUGUAUAGGUCGGAUGAACUCGACCUGAGCGUCCACACUGCGGUCACAUCGGAUACAUAUCGACAUACAAAAGAGGCCUGGGUCAGAUUUGAAAAAAAUCAGAAUUGACCUGUCCACACUUACAUGAAAAAAUCAGAUAUGUGUCAGGAACAGUUAAAAAAUCUGAAUUGACCUGCAGUGUGAACACAACCUAAAAGUCCCUCACAGGAGCUUUAAUAGAUUCACAGACCGGUAGUACUUCUGCUUUAGUGAAUAUAAGAGAUGUAACUGUACUUUUACUUCAGGAGAUUAUUUUAGCACUGUUUUCGACUCUGCUAGCUGUAGCAUGUGAUGCUCAUGCACAUAUUUUGACCAAUCAGAGCGCUUUGACGCACUUUUAUGGGGCUGCUCAUCGAGUGUUGGUGUGCGACACUAAAGGCUUUUCCUUUGGGAGAAGAGUUUGAUGAAAACGAAGGAACCGAGGACAAGUUUCUUUUUUGUCAGAUCUACUGAAGGCCGUCAGAGCCCGGUGCACAAACAAUGAACUUUAAAUGCUGUUAUUGAGGAACAUCUCACAGAGUUUUCACUCAAAAGUAGAAUAUUUGUAAUGUUCCUGCAGCCUGAGUAAAAUGAAGGGCCUGAAUUAUACUUCAGGGUUUCCCCAAAGUUAACAAAAAGCUCUAAAUCUGAAUUAAUUCAGAGUUUAGAGCGACUGAAAGUAAAGAAAGUUCACCCAAAUUUGAAGAAGCCUUUCACACGACGGAAUAAAAUUUCAAGACAUGAUGAAAUGUUGCAACAACAUGCUGCUGAAAUAAACCGGCAACUCAAAUGUGCCUAAAUAAUUGAAGAAGUCUGUCACAUCAAUUUGAAACGGUCAAAAGUGAGAAUAUUCACCAAACUGAGAGUCACUUAAAGAGGAAACUUUCUCUGUGAUUAAUAUGUAAAUGGAAAAUGAGCAAUAGUGGGAGUGUUGUGGACUGAUAAAGAUGGUGGAUGUUAAAUGAGUGUGUGUGUUUGUGUGUGUGUGUGUUGCAGGGCUGGCUCUGCAGAUUCAGUGUUACCAGUGUGAGGAGAUGACACACGACUGCUCCACACCGGACUUCAUCGUGAACUGCACCGUGAACGUGCAGGACAUGUGCCAGACGGAGGUCCUGGUGAAGGAUGACGGUGAGUCUGUCCAUCCUUUUUUCUCUCCAGCUGUUUCUGGACUUUCAGAUUAUUGCAGCGAAAAACAGACAAACAGAAAAACAGCAUUAUCAUGUGUGUGCGAGAUAAAAGUUUGGUUGUGUUCAAGACGAUUGAAGAUCAAGAUGAAAGUUAUCACCUCUGCAGAAGGAGGGGGAGGUGAUAGACGUACAGUACAGGUCUUGUUUAAGGUUAAUACGAUUUAUCCACAAUAAUAUCAGAGAUUUAGAUGAUGGUAGUAGAGAUUAAAAGACUCAAAUUUGAUCAUAAAAAGUGAUUUACCAGAUCAUGAUAACUUUAAUCAGCUUGUAUUUAUUGAUCGAUUUUAAGUGGGAGUCAAAACCUGCAGUAAAAAUGACUAAACCGAUGUCUGAGUGAAUCCAGUCCUACACAAUCUAGAUCCACAUGAUUGUAUCUCGUUGCUCAGACUUCUUUGUUUCCCAAAUUCAUGAAAUAUUGUCGUAUUUCUCAGCAAAAAUCCACCUUGAAAAGAAGCCGAGGAAGCCAUUUAUAUGACUGACUAGUCUGGAGUGUUACACAAAGACCACAUAAAGAGAGAGAGCUCUGCAGCCUCUCAGCCGGCAGCCAGGCUCUCUGCUGUGAUCUGGUCUGAGGUCAGCUGUGAAAGGCCUUUCAGUGCUUCAUAACUAUCAUCAGAGGAAGGGAGUCAGGGUCGCUGUUUGAAGUCAUGCAAACUUUUCUAUUUCCAGUCAGGGUUGUUUUUUUUACCACAACUUUUGAAGAAGCGAACGGUCAGUGUGUUUAUAUGAACACCUACAGAAGGUGCAGUUAAAGCUGGACUGGGCAAUUUUACAGGGUUAAGCCGAAAAUAGACAGGAUCCGUACUGAGCGUGUUCUGCAUUUGCUUCGUAGAGUAGCAUUUGGUAUCGCAUACAGGAUGCGUAUUUGGAGCGUAGCAGCAGCGUAGUGCAGCUCCAGUCAGCUGGGCUCAGUAUAGACGAGACAACAUGCUCACAACAGGUUGUUUUUCUUUUCUGUGGUCUAUUUCCUGAUAAUUUGGAUAUAAUUCAGUGACUGUUGAGCCUCUACUAUAUGUGAAAGAGUAAUGUGAUUUUACAGUUUGGAUUUUUGCAGGUUCACUCAUGUUUAGUAAAGUAAACUCUGUUUCUUUAUGCUGUUACCCUCAGACAGAGUUAGCAGUUCAAAGUCCUGUUGGGUCCACAUGGAUCAGGGAUUGACCAUCAGAUUUUUCUGUGUUACUGAUAAAUCCAGAACCAGGAAGUAUUUCUCAUCUACAUGAACUGAUACACAGUUGGGAGUUCACAUAUGGUGUUUUAUUUUGAAAUAUCGGAUGACAUUUGUGGUUUUGUGCUUGACUUCCUGUCUGGAACGAUCUUCUCUGUGUGGAUUGACUCAUAUUGGAUGCGUAGAGCAGCAAAAAUCGACUUGUCGCGUCUCUUUAGCAGACCCGCGCUCGAUACGCUUCUAAUACGGAGCUAAGACAGAGCUGAGAUGCGUCUUGUAUACGAUGCUGCAUUAAUUAGAAUGUAAACCUAUUUGCUGCUUGAUACACGACACUGACUUUACACGCUCAUUACGGAUCUCGUAUGUUUUAGCGUUUACUCUCUUUGUUCAGAUUUACAACAAUUGACAAGCGCAUGUUAGCCUCUGAUACAGUAGGUGGUGACAUUUCCCCAAUCCCCACAUCAUAUAGUGAAACAUUGGGCUAAAGCAUAAGUAAGUGACUAACAGGAUGUGCGUCAGGAUACGCGUCAGUCCUUUCCUCUUGUGUCCAUGUUUUGAUGGCGACCCUGUUCCUUAGCAACGCAUUCAUUUAUCCUCUUAUUGGGGGUCAAAGCUGAACGUAUGCACCAUGCACAGAGUCUAAUGGAAGCGUAUAGGUGGAGGAGGGAAUUGAUCGCUCACUGCAUUAGCGAGGUAUUUUAGUCUGGCUAUCAGAGGUUUGAUUUCAGAGGGACUAAUGUGUUUUUAAAAGUCUAGUUUUAGUCAGACUAAUGGCCUUCGAAAGACACCGUCCCUUUCAGCCAAAGAUGGAUGAAAGAUGUGAGACAGCCGCUGAUAGAGACACCUUAGAUUGGCUGCAACAACAGACUUAUUACAUAAAGAGGAAUCAAGAUGUGAGCACAGAUGAGCAAACGCCACAUAUAACCAGUUUUCAUCUUCAUUUUUCCACUUUACGUGGGUGUAGUCGAAAGUUUUGCACUUUCACUUGUGCACACCUGAAGACUUGCCCCCGAGUGUGUGAGCCGACUUUUAAGUAGCGGUUAUUCGCCCUCUUUGUUUGGGGUUUUCAUCGUAACGCUGCCUCUUUAGUGAUGAAUAAUGUGCGUCUGCUGUGUUUACAGGCCUAUUUGCUGCAGCUUGUUAGAAACCCAGACAAUAAAGGUCACAUUUACGCCCCAGGUCUACUUCGUUUUCACACCCGGCAAAAACCAAGGGUCAUUUUUCCCCCCGUCUUUACUGCUGAUGAGAAAAAGCAAUAAGCUGCUGUCUUUGGGAAAGCACUUCCCAAUCUAAAGGGCAGGCGCACGGCUCUAUAGAGUCGACAGCUCUUUAAUAAGAAAAUUUCCGCAUGAAUGCUCGUGUACAUCCCAGCCUUUAUCUCUGAGUGUUAUCAUUAUUGCUGCUCCGCAAGAAAAAGAGGGCUUAGAAACUCAACUGACCGCACCUUAUCGCUUUUUGAAAUGCAAUAGAUAUAUUCAAAACUGCAUCGCCACCUUGGUGCACGGGCUAAAGUGAGAGGAAUAAAAAUCAGGGGGGCGGUUUGAGUCUGCCUAAGUAUUCUCCCCCUGUAGGUGUCUCUGAAGGCGGUGACUUUGCAUGCACCACUUCAACGUAGAUAAAGGACAAAGAGGUGCUAACAUACCUUUUCAAUCAGUCGACUGCCUCCAAGUUGAGUCCCUGUAUCUGGAGGGCGUUUCUAUCAAUCUUCAUCAGCACUGCAACAAUGAUCCUGACUCAGAAAGAGGCUGCCUGCCAGACCUUCAAGGUAUUACUCAAGAGUGAAAAUCCUCCGUCAAAUCACCAGGACCCUAUUCAGAUGACGGCCAUUUUUCUUCUUUUCUUCCAAGCCUCCUCUCCGAGCCAAUCCUCCAUAACCAUCAUCACGGUUCCCCUCUGAUUGUGCUUUGAGGAAAAGUGCACUUUUACCUUGUAGAGGACAGUUGAAGGAGUGUGACUGUCAUGUUUCAGCGCGCCAAAAUCAAUUUCACUGUUCUCUGCACUUAGGGAGAAAAGAUAGAUGAGAAACUGACCGAACUGCAACUUUCUGUGGUCAGUUUCUGAGUAAAAGUGACAAAUUUAUGAGACAGUGCAGCGUGAUGCAAUAACUGAGCGUUAACCGUGGAGUCAAAAGGCCCGUUUGAGACGCUAGCAUGAUGUUACCAAGACAGGAGGGCGCUCAGCAUGAAAUAAAUAAUGAAGUAGUAACAGAUCACAGUCAAACGGUGCAGAAGAGAACAAAAGUUAGACAUUUGGUCGUAAAGACUGGAGCAUCUGAUAAAGGUAGGGUAGUCAGGAUCUGAGGAAGUUCCAGUUUUAAGGAGAAAUCUUGAAUGUAAACUCUACCCCUCCAAACCAGUUUUCCCCUCAACUCCUCCUCUUCCCAGACGCUCCUGCUCCAGAAAGCCCCGCCCACAAACAGACGCUCCUGCUCGCUCGUAUCGUUCCAAUUAAAUUCAGAUAUAAUGUAGAUAAAUAUUUCAGAUCAUUACAAAUGGGGCCCAGUCAACAUGAAAGUCAAAAGCAUUGGUGCUACUGUAGAUGCCAACAGACUACCAGCAAACACAAUGUUUGCAGGACUUCUACAACUAGGAUAAAGUGACAUAGUCCAGGACCCGAGGGAGGACAGUUUAGCGAUGGCGCUACAACACGCUACAGCAGGUCCGUUUGACAAGAAACACUUCUGUUACAGACACUUGUCUUACUUUGUUAAAGCGGUUUACCUGUCCAGCAGAAAGGUUACAGGGUCACCAAGAUCCCCAAGCGUCCCCCAUCGUUUAUGUUGACCCGGCUUUUUAGCUCUUGUCCGAUCUACCUCCAUUUUGGGCGUCCAGAGUCUCUGGUAUCUUAAGUAUCUUAUUUGACGACUCCAACUGGUGUUCUCAAGACAGAAUGAGUCAAACAUAUAGAUUAGAAUUAUAAUAUUUUUCAUCAGGACUUUUAUCGUUAUCACCAGAAUGGCAAAUCUUAUCAUGAUAAAUUCUUUAGCCUAUAUUGCCCAUCCCUACUGUUAACACACAAACUCUUGAAGCUGCCACAGGCUGAUCUUACCUCUGUCGAUCUAUGUUUGUUCAUUUGGGAAACUUGUGACUUGUACUUUAAAACAAAACAAAAUCCUCUUAGUGGAAAAAACUUCUUUUUACUGCCGGCUGAUUUUCAGACAGUCCUGCCAGCUGUUGUGGACAUAAGUUGUUCUUUGUGACAGAAAUAUUAAAAGUGCCCCGGCCUGGAGUUGAUGACCGGUCUCAGUCUCAGCCACAAACUGAACAGCGGUCUUUAACUGAGGGUUCAAGGUUAUCAGAAAGCAGUGGAUUAAAAACAGCCUGUUUUUGUUUACAACAGUUCGAUAAAACACUAAGAUAAAUAACCAACUGAAAUCAGAAUUCAAGCCUCUACAAGAACAGGAACUAAAAAAUAAACACAGUGGAUAGUAUUUGGUAGAGAGUGUGUGUGUCCUCUGAAUCUCCCUGAAUCAAAUUCAGUUAAGACGGGUCUCAGACAGUCAAAGACUGAAAUAGCAGACCAGUGCAGUCGGACUAUGUUACAUAAAAACAGCACAGCUGGAGUCCUGCUGCUGCUGCUGCUCUGCACCGUCUAACCGCAGAGAGCAGAAAGCAGCGUCUGCACUCGUGUCCGGGAUUUCACGGCUUAUCUAAAUUAGCUUUUGUAAUUGACAAAAGUUAAUUUACUGUAUCAGGUCAAAGGAAAUGAGGACGGGGUUUGUCUCAGCAGUUAACAUUCAUUUGGAUAAAUACAUGGACUGUUGCAGAGGCCUGUUUCUGUGAGUCAGAUAACUGUAUGAAGUUGUUAAAGGUGUUUACAAAAUCAAACUUUUUAGUUUUUUGGUAUAAUUUAAGAAGUUUUAAGCAUUUUAAGCUUUUACUGUGAAAUCUUAAUAACAAACAUGACCUCAGAGUGCAACAUGGGACAGCAAAGAAGCAGAAAAGACGUUUGUUCAGAACAAAAUAGGGCUGGGCGAUAUGGCUUCAAAUCAAUUUCACGAUUUAUUGAUCAGUUCACCUCAAUAAUGAAAAAUUGGACGAUAACUACUCCACAAGCUGCUCACCCCCUCCCACAUUAACCUCGUCUACUUCAGCCGCUACAACUUUUGAACCGUCCUCCAAAUCCUCAUCUGUCUUUCCAGCGUCUUAAAGGGACAUGAGACCAUAGCCUACCUACACACAUCUAAAACCAACUUUUAUUUAUUUAUUUUUUUGACACUGAAUAUACCGAUAUGGGCAAAAUGACAUAGGUUAUUCUCAUAAAUUUUGGUAUCAGUAAAUUUUUGGUUUAUCGCCCAGCCCUACAACAAAACCAACAUCUUUAUCCACAGGGGGCGCCAAAGUCAACACAAAAAGAUCCUCACAAGCUUUAAAAUCAUGUCAGACGUACCUGUGUGACCAAAGUCCAUUUGACCGGUCUGGAGCUGCUGAUCAGGUCUUCCUAAAUCCUCGAGUCCUCCUCUUCACACCAAACAAAGCUGAAACUUCUAAAUCAGACAUGCUGCUUGAAAAGUGGGUCAGAAACAGAAACCGCCUCUCUCUCUUCACGCUAAGGUUUAUUUUCAUUUCAGUCUCAGUAUUAUCCUGAAGUGUCCUGUUUUGGCCUCUCCUCCUUCGGUAUUCACAGGUUGAUUUUGGACUCUUAAAUCAGUCUCAGUAUUCAUUAAACUCAGGUUUUAUCACUUAAAUUAUCUAAAGUGUCGUUAUCCCUCCGGACCAUUUAUCUGGACGACAUCUUUAUGUUACUCAUAUAACCACGACCAUCUAUUUUCACUGCUUUGUCAGGUUUGAUUUAGACUGAUAGUAAACCCUGCAGAGACGACUGAUACAAAUCACACAUACAGUAAAUAUCACUCCUUAUCAUUGCCGUCAACUUUCUGCUUCUGCUGAGGACGGUGCUGCUAACAGUGUUUUUAUUUAACAGUGUAAUAAAUGAGAAAUGCACGCUACAAAAGCUGCUUUGUUCUCUAAUAGAAACCAAGUGGUCGUGUUGUUUUUAAAGUAGCUGCAAAUAUAAAAGCAGCAGCGACUGCCUGGUGUGUUUUAUGACAUUUUUUUAAUAAGAAUAGAAAGUCCUUCAGACGUUUUGACACAUUAGUCUACAAACUCUGCGCAGCUGACCAGCUGAGCCUCAUUAGACCGAACUGUCAGCGCUCGGAUCUUUGAAGGAUGUUUUACCCCAGCGUGAAGUGGUCCGUUAUGUAAAACAAACAAAGAGGAUCAGCUUAAUGUACUUCAAGGAAAUGUGACAAUGUCUACCUGAAUUUUUCAUGAUUUUACCUGCUGUGAUCUGAAACUCAGACGUUAUAAAACGAUUUACCAGACUUGAAGUAGUUCUUCAUCAUAAUACCGUUAGAAUAACUUUUCUUCACCCGCCUCAUCAGCUUUGAUCACAUCAGCGUCCACUCUGUCCUCAGACAUCUGGAUUUGGUGAUGAAGGUCCUCAUACAGACUAAUUAGACACCACCCGCCUCAUCUUCAGCACAGGAACACCCUGUUCCUUCGAUUCUACAUCCUCCUCCUUUUCUGUCUGUGACAAAGACAGCUCCUAAAGACACAUCAUGACGAGAUCAUUUAAUUAAAGAACUCAUCCAGGUCUCAAAAAAGUGAGCUGCACCUGAACAAAACAGAGAGAGAUGGAGGUUUUCUGUUUUAAAGACUCACCCUGAUGAAAAUCUAGUUUUUCUUCAUAUGGCAUUUUUCUGAUGCUACAGGACAUAUCAUGAGAAAACUAAUGGCAAAAUUGCAUUUCUAAGUAUUACUUUAUUAAAAAUGCUGUGAAUCUCUAGCAGACCCAAACGGCAGACUCAGACACAGUGAGAUUUCCUAUGUCACAAAUCCAAACUCCGCCCCCAAAGCGCCGCUAUGCAGGCCAGACUUGGAGAAAUAGAGAGGAUGAGUGUGUUAGAGGGUUGUAAUGCUCGUAAGAAAGUUGAUUAUGAUAUUAACUUUCAUCAUGUCCCCAAAGACAUUGGUGUCUCAGAGCUGAAUAGCUCCUAUGUUACCUGCUAUUUCUGCUACACUGGCAAUGUUAGGCUGCAAGCAAAAAUGAAGAGGAGUGUGCAGAGCAGCGCUGUCUCUGCCCACAACUCAGAGGCAAAUUGCUAAUGAGCUACUGGAGCUCUGCAGAAGAAAAGACCUUGAAAAUGACACAUGUAUCGGGAUUUUGGCUUAAAACUUCAUAAUCACAAUUUAAAGACCACUGAGAACACUUUAAGUAAUAAAAACGGUCAGAGUGGGACUUAAAAGAUGCAAGCAGCUGCUUCACUGUGAAGCUCAAAAAUAACUGCAGUUUAUCUGUUAUUUAUCAGAGUUAAUGAACCAAACACUUUGGACUUUCACCGUUAACCUGCAGUCUGCAGACAGAAAGAGUUAAUGUUACUCACCUACUUUCACAUUCUGGACACAAACAAGUAACAAAAAAUGUAUGAACCUCCAAUGACGGUUGUUUCCAGAGGCAGUUUGUGUUCUUGGUUCCUGUCUGUCCAUCUGUGUCAACGUUGUAAACAAGAUCUCUCAGGUAAACCUCUGAGAAAUUUAGGACGAGUGUUUUUAGACUCUCGUUGGAUUUUGGUGGCAAAAGAUCUCUGAGGUUUUGUCCACGACUAAAAACAAUCCCUGACCCGGGACGUAUUUUUAACGUAUUAUUUUUCUGUUCUUUUAAUUACCUAUUAAAAGCAUCUUUAAUUUUGUUGGCGGCACUUUCGCGAACAGUUAAUUCUGUCAGAUGCAUAAAUGCUUUGUGGGAAUUAAAAGCCUUAACACAGAUUUCUUCCAAGGAUUUCAUCUGCAUUAUGAUUUAACAGAAUAAUUGAAUUCUGAAGUUGCCAAAACUAUUUAGGUGAACAGACUGGGAGGAGCUGCGUAACAGACGUGUUUAUCUAAAGAUUUCUCUAAUCCUUUUAAUUAUUUUGUAUUCCUUUAAGUUUACAGACAGAUGGUUCAAUAGGGAAAGUUAUUGACCUCAAUCUGCUGCAGCCUCGCCUCAUAUUUAUUCCUCUUCAAAGUUUGUUUUAGAAAUCCCGGCUUUUAGACGAGAUGGAAGACAAAGAAAGACGACGAGAUUGUCGGGCUGCAGGAUUCUGACUCCAUGUUGGUUUAAAGGAGAACCGUGUGCCCUGGUUAUCUGUGAGAGGAGAGGAAAGUAAGAGUCUGACAUCACACAGAAUGUACAUAAUAUAAAUGAUGAUUGUAUUAUUUUUAAAAAAAGUCCACUUACUCUGUUGUAGUUUCAGUGAUGUUGACCCAGUGUAAAACUUUCAGUCGUCCUAAAACACGAAACAAACUCUAAAUCUGACAAUCUUCAAAACUAACAAGUUUUUAAAAGUUUGAGGAGAGAAAAAUGAGCGGGAAAAAACAAUAUCCUUUUUGGCUCCUUGCUGUGAAUAGACUGUGUGAUGAUGACUGAUCAACUCGACUGCGGUGGCAUCUACCCAAACCUUUCAAUGAGAAGUCUUACUGUAUAGUCGCAGCGGACACUUUGCAUGAAUUCACCACCAGCUCCUCAUAAAUAGGGAUAUUCUUCAGAAGUAGGUCAAGACUGUGAUGGUUAUUUGUCAUUUUGCUUUUUGCUGAGUUGCUGCAUUUAAUUGGUCGCCAUUCAAUUAAUGAAACUAUCUCUUAAAAACGUUCCUUUUCUAGACGCCACGCUAACCAAGAAGCAGCAUGUGAUCAUUAAACCCAGGAGAAAAAAAAGAGUUUAUGCAAUACUAACGUUAAACUGACUCUUUGCUUCAUCCCCGUACUCUUUCAUUAAAGGCUUGAAAGGCUAAAGUAUAAUCCUAAAGAACAAAUAUGAUGAAAUACAAAGUAUUUUAGCAGGUUUAAAGUUCAAACUGAGUCUCAAGGCAGAGGUAUGGACGAGUAUUCAGAAGCUGAAGAGUGGUGGAUCUUUGCUGUGGUUGUGCGUGAUAAUAAACGGUUCAUGUGAUUAUUGGUUAGUGACUGUUUGAGGUGAGAAAAGCCCCCAAAUCUGUGUCAGUGACACCUCAGCGUUUUACUGCACCUCAUUUUCUGCUGACUGCCCGACCUAUCAGCUGAUGUUUCUUCUCUAGAACGUCACAUCUGUAUUGUUUUACUGAGGGGAUAUUUCUAUAGAGUCCUCGCCAUCAUGUGAUCAGCUGAUUUACCGGUCACUUCUAAAAUUAGAGGUCUAAAUUCAGCCUGAGUCCGGUUUUAAUCCCCCAGACGGGACAUUUCCCUCCAGAUCUCUGCAGCUCUUCACACCAUGUUUCUCCAGGAUUACUCAGCACCUUCUGGGACCUUCUCUGCUCUUUGCCGUCUGAGGACACGCUAGGAUGCACAAUUUAAAUGAGCAUACAGCUCCGUGGGUGUUACUGAGCCGGUAUCCGUUGCACACCGUCGGAUACAGAGAGGAGUCGCACCUUACGAGGGUUACUGAAAGUUCAUGAACUCACGUCUGAAUUAUUUUGAAGUGAAAUGUCAGCCAAAUGUUACGGACUCCCAGAGCCGAUCCUGCAAACAACUCUGACACGUUCAGGGAGCUGUGUGUACAGGUUACCUUCAGGGUCAAAAAAGUUCAGAUUUUAAAGAUUAAGUCCACAUUUAGGAUGAAAAAUCUUAAUUUUCACUUAUAUAACUGUCUGCAUGUGUAAUUUAACCCUCUAUAUCCUGUUGGCGUCAGCAUCUGUGGAUUUUCUGACACAUCUGGGAUUAAAACUAAUAAUUUCAGUUUGUUUUUGUCACUUUUCCUCCGUACUUUAAGCUGCAGUAGCUGUUUUAAAAUCCUGCCGAGGUUUGAAGGGUAAACUGGUCACAGCUGAGGGUCUCCAAUAAAUUCCCUCUUUCUAUCAAAACCUCAUUGUGUGUCGUGAGUUAAAGCUGCCUGGUGGAGAUAAGUCAACUAUUGUGCGAUGGUUUCUUUUUAGAGGGGCUUUGACCGUCACUCUUAAUGGACUUUUUCAGUAUUUUGGGGGAUUUUUCUUUCACUGAGCAGCACAGACGUGUCACUUUUAUUUUUGCACUGACUGACCGUGAAUAGGACCGAGCCGGGCUGGUGUCAAAGAGACGAAACUUUGUUAUAAACUCAGAAAAACAGAGCCUUAAGUUUCUGAAGUUGAUGCCCGAUUCAGCCUCUAAUUUCCUCCCUUUGUCUCUUUCCUUCAGGGACACACUACCGGAAGUCCUGUGCGUCCUCAGGAGCCUGUCUCAUCGCCUCCUCUGGUUACCAGCAGUUCUGCACCGGAAAGCUCAACUCUGUGUGCAUCACCUGCUGCAACACACCGCUCUGCAACGGGCCCCGCCAGAAGAAACCAAAAUCAUGUGCGGCAGCUGUCACCCUGGGCGCGCUGUGGCUGCACGCGUCUGUCCUCCUGUCCUCUGUCCUCUGCUGACAGGCCUUAAAAAACUGAGAAACACGUGAAGAAGAAGUUUCGACGUCUUCGAAGAUGGACUAACACGAUAGGAAAAUAUUUUGCCUUGAAAACUGGAGACUCAGAGAUGAAUACUCUUUAAAGCUUGUGGAAAGUUUGUACAGUAUUUGUCCUCGACUCCCUGGAUUACCGUCGAUAAGGACUUCAAUCAUUACACAUCUCUUUUCUCAAACAUGGUCGCUGCGGAGCUACAGGAGCCGCCGAGUAAGGGGACGUGGAGGACGGGGUCAAACAGCUCCUGGCUGUUUCUGCUGAGCAGCAGAUGGCUCAUCUGUCUUUGUUUACUCACACCACAAGGACGAGUAAAGACAUUUUUUACACACCGUCAAAAGAAAUAAAUGUCACCUGUAACAAAUGUCCAUUUUGCUGAAACUGUAAUAGAAAAGAGACCAUGUGUGAUGAGUUUGACGAUGAUGAUGAUGGGUGUUAAAGUGCAGAGAAGAAAAAAAGUAUCUGAUCAGUAAACCAGCAUGUUCUCAAUCCUGAUAUUGACGAAAAAAAGCAGAAAAAAGCCUCAAGUUUUUAGCGUGGAGCUUCUCUGUGGACGCCUUCGACUACUUUGUUGUUUUAAUGUGAUGUUUUGGUGAAAAAGUGAGAAGAUUGGCGCUCAAGCCCACGAUUGCUGUGACUGUUUGUUACAUAAGUGAAUCAGUCGGUUUGUGCAUUUCAUUACUAACAUGAUUACACAUUUAAACCAAAA